GGGCAUUUCUGAUAACGUCACCGACCUGGAGGCAGGACAGACGAUCGAAGUUUAAAAGGCUUACUAGCGUAAAACCCUCGUCGUGUACAGAUUUUUUUUUUCCAGAUAGUGUGUAGCAGCAGUAGAUUAUUGCUUGAAAUCUCUUCAAGCUUGCAGAUCCUGUGUUUAGUUUAAGGGUUUUCGGAUUGCCGCUCUUUCAAGCUUUAGUGUGGUGUUUUUGGAGUUGCUUUUGAUCUCCACAGCGGUUUCUCGAAUUUUACUGCAAGAAAUAUCUUGAUUUUGAGUUACUCGUUUGUGGAGAGAAUCUAUUUUCGAAAGCCGACUGUGGAUCGAAUUUUUUUUGGCUAGAACUCUUUUUUCCCUUGAAAUUUUAGGCCUGGUGUGGCUUCCUUCUGUAAAAACCGACGAACCUGGCUUCAAUUACCGCCGUGGUCGGAGUUUUCUGCAAAAGAACGGCUCUGGAUCGAAUUUUCUCUAGCGAAAACUGAUUUCCGGUUUUAAAAUUUGGUUGUCCAGCUUUUGAUGCAAAUUACGACAUACUCGGCUUCAAUUAGCGUGGGUGACUGGUUUUCCUCUUAUAAGACGGCUCCUGAUCGAAUAAUCUCCGGCGGAAAGUUAGUUUCACUGUAAAUUUCGGUGCGGCGGCUUUCAUCUGUAGAAUUCUGACGAAUUUGGCUUCAAUUAGUGCGGGGAAUCAUUUUUGACGAGUUUUCUCGUGUGGAAUUGAAUUUUGUUUGCAAAUUUAUGGUGUGCUGCCUUCUCUUGAAAAAUCAGACGAAUUUGGCUUCAAUUAUCACCAUCGAAAUUAAAUUAGCGUCAAGUUUAUAUUCUUUGGAGGAAGCUAGUCCGUUGUUUACAAAUCCUGUUCAGUUGGCUUCAUUUCAAUUUUGACUGACGCUGGUUAAGGCUAUCGCCGAAUUCUUGUGGGCGAUCGUGUUUCGGGAAGAUCAGGGCAAAGUAUUGUUAUUGCAGGGUUUUUUGAGGGUUUUGGUCAAGAAAAUUUGCUGUGAGAAAUUUUUGAAGGUUUUCAGUAAGAGAAAUUCUUGUUAUGCCUCAUCGGAAGAGAGAAAUGGCUUAUUUUAAGAAAGACGAAGCAGAAUCGGGACAGACCGAGGGUUCAGCCUCAGAGGCUGAAAGUUCAGAGCAAAUGAGAGGGAGAAACAGCACGGAAAUUACAAGGGAUGAGCAAAUUUUUAAGAUCGGUCACAUAUCGGAAAGCUCGUGCGCUGUCUCAGUUUCGUGCACGGCAAAUGUCUUGGACGAGCCGAAUUGCUCCAUUGUAGACUGUAUUCCCACGCAUUUGACGUCUGUUAUUGAUUUUUCUGGUUCGACAGCUUGCAGUACUAAUUAUGUACACGGGGGUCGAAUUCUGGGCAAGGCAGCUGCAGUUGCUUUACAAGUUCCGUCUUCACCUCUGCUUGGUUCAUCGCUUACUGGUUCUGCUGUGGUGACAUCAUCUAGGGCUUUUUUUCCACCACUUGGAAAUGCGGAGUCAAGAUUAUCCAAUGGAAAUUUUGGUAGUUGUGCUGUUGCUUCGUCUGUUGUGGAAUGUUCAAUGCCCGCAGAGCCCAGAUUAGACCGUGGCAGUGGGCAGAAUGGUGAUAACAGAGUCGAAGCACAAGUUAGUAGUGGAUCGAGGCGUGUUAGUAUUGCCCAGAGACUCACACAAUUGUUCCAGGGUACAGAAGAUGAGGAUCUAUUGCUUCAGCAGUCUGAUGGGGAGAAUGAAAUGCUACAGUGGCUUCAAGCAUUGGAUUUACAAGUGAUGGGGGCGUGCCGUGCAGACGAGAGACUGAGACCAAUGCUACAACUCAACGUAUCUUGCAGUGGUGCUGACGACCGUCUUCUAGCUCAGCUCAGUCAGCAUUUCAAGGCACGCGAGCUUGGGAUGCUGGUUCGUUGCCUCUGUGUUCCACUUGUUUCAAUCAGGGUGGGAAAGGUUGCUAAACAAGGCCAUUUAUUAUGCCCAACUUCUUCAAGAGGUCAUCUAAGUCUGACAUUGUUACCUUGCUCUGAUUUGCGCCUUUCAUUUGUUGGAGAUAAUGGUGGUGUGGAGAGGUUGGCUAUCUUGAGUCCUGGAAAUGAGAACUCAAAUGUGGUUGUUGAAGAAAUUUCAGCAGAUGUUUCUGGAAGAUCAUUUUUGUUGAAGUUACCUGGGGGAAAGGUUGCAUAUUUUUGGCAGUCUGAGAAAUCCAAGUUGGUUGGAGAUGAGCUGCUUUCAAAGAUGAAAGAUCUUCUUGGACGUAGGCCUUCUCUUGCCCAGCUUACUGGAAUUCGUGAGUCGCGUCUUGAUUCGUUUGCAACAUAUCUUCGCACCUCUUUUCUUGGAUCAGCAAGUUCUUCCACCCAACAAGGCUCGGCUUCAUCUUUGCGCAAUGCUAGCAGGGCAAGCUCUACUGCAGCACACCCUGGACCUAGUAACUCUAGCGAUGGAUCUGCUCCUUUUCUAAUGCCUUCACAGCGCUUUAGACUUGGUUUAAGUCAACCAAUAAUGCAUGGACGAUUACAUUCAGGCAAUCAAGGCAGCCUUAGUCCAAGGGCUGGUGCUUUCAAAGAUGCAGCAAUAAGAAAUGUUUCAUGCAUGCGAGCUGUUAGCUCAACCAGGGAGAAACUUAAACGACGAAUGGAUGGUCAUAGCAGUAAUUUUGUAGUUGGUACUCCAAGCAUUCCUGCAGUACAGGCGCUAAUCAAUUUGGAGAAUUGUAAUGCUAAUGUUACUGAUCCAGAGAGGACCGAGGUUUCACAGUCUGUGACAGUUCUGAAUUCAGCUGAAGUAACAAAUCAGAGUUUUGGGAAUGUUCUUGGUGUGGAGCAUGGCACUCCUUUGCCACAACGGUAUCUUCACUUGCCUGUAAAUAACAGAAGUGGCUCACCUUCACAACAUUCUCCGUUUGUUGGAGAAUCCUCCUUUGAUCCCUUUGCAUUUCAUUUGCCAGUUUCAUCUCGCGUGCCAAUAGCAAACUCUUCCAUAUUUGCACCACAUUAUUGCCCAUGCCCUUUGCGGCCAUCCUCUUUACAAUAUACAAUAACCACUCCUUUUCUGCCAUCAUUGCCAACUGAAGCUGUAAGUUUACCCCCAGCAACUUCUUACUUCUCUGUUGGUUCCUCUUCUGCUUUUAUCCCUCCAUUGCCUCUAGAUUUACAUGAUGUCAGUUUCUCUCCUAUCUCACUUCCUGUACCUUCAUUAGUUAAUAUUCCAACUCCAUUGCAGACUUCAAAUUUACCAUCUUUUUUGAGUGAUCCAGUUGUCAGGGUUCCACUGCCUGUUUCUUCAUUUGUAACUGUUCCUACACCACAACAGAUGUCGACCUUCACCCCUUUUUUCUCGGAUCCCAUUGUACACAUUCCAAUGAUAGACUUUGACACCACAGGACAGGGUUAUCUUGUAAGUGCAGGCCCAUCAAUCUCAUCAGCUAUAUCACCGAUACUUCCCAGUCUGCUGAGUACACUUAUUCCUGAAUCAGGUCCCUUAGAUGAGAAGGAAGACACCAACACUCUGCAACUGUUGACAAGGUUAGCAUUUUCGUCCCCUUGGAGAGGAUCUGAAGGUGAAAACUGUGAAACAAACUUCAUGUUGGGCUUUCCUGCAAGCACAGUUAGGGCGGGCACAUCUUCAUGGCCUUUGAACCAGCAUCAAAAUGGAGAAGAAGUUUCUCGUAGCUGUUUGGAUACUCAAAUGAAUCAUGGAGAAAAGAAUAAUUCUUAUAAUUUCUGUGGAGUAAGAUCAAGCAAUCCAGGUAUUCAAGACUACGUACACUAUGGUAUAUCAUCUCAGCAAAGUGGACCUAUAGUUGGGAUGGCACCUGCUCUUUUGACAAGCUCUAAUUUGUCCUGUUUAUUUGAUAUAUGUCAAGAUGGAAAACCUAAAUUAACAACUUUAGUUACUGGAAGUCGAGGGCUGUACGGUGGUUCAUUGGAUCCAGUGGUCUCAUCAGCAUUGCUGGCUGGAAUUAAUCAGAUAUCUGCAGUCCACAGUGAUACAAAUUUGAAUUGUCUUGUAAGAAAUAAUUUGAUUGGAACACAAAAUGAGGACAGUUUAGUACUAUUAGAGGAUGCCUUUGCUGAGACAGAAGGUUCCAACAUAGAGAAAAUCGAUAAAGAAGAGAGUCUGUCGCGAUUAGAUGAGAGUUCAAGUUCAAGGACACAGAAAACAGACAAGGAAGACUUCAGCUGGGAUUGACCAAGGAAGGAGUAAACGGGCAAGGAAGACUCCUGCAGGAAGUGACCAAAAGACUGAGGAAACAGAAAGGGAAGACUCCAGUUGAUUUGACUGUGUAAAGUGACAAAAACCCGUGCAGCACUUUCCCUUGUGAAGACAACAUUGUACUGUAUCAUUUUACAAGUUACUUGUAGAUAAGAUCUAAAUAAUAAUAUAAUUCUAAUGACCACCCAUUUAUAUGGUCUUGAAAUUUUGAUGAAACAAGGCGCUGGAUUGUAUAGGCAUAUAAUUUGUUUUAGGCCCCUCCAAGCUUUCGCCAUGUGUAAAGGCCACUGCAGCCUGUGGAAAGGAAAUGUUAUUAUGGAAUAUUAUGAUAAUUGUGGAUUGCAUGUUAUUGAUAUUUUGGAAGACAAUUAUAUAGUAUAUUAACUAUUAACAAGAUUUUCA
Messenger RNA from Cryptomeria japonica (Japanese cedar), 4606 nucleotides. RefSeq lists its product as uncharacterized. The transcript has 5 exons. Lineage: Eukaryota; Viridiplantae; Streptophyta; Pinopsida; Cupressales; Cupressaceae. Bases 1049 to 4180 code for a protein of 1043 amino acids. The record is from RefSeq and is a predicted model, not a curated record.